Molecule: messenger RNA, 1574 nt
Organism: Lemur catta (Ring-tailed lemur)
Lineage: Eukaryota; Metazoa; Chordata; Mammalia; Primates; Lemuridae
Gene: EFCAB2
Product: EF-hand calcium binding domain 2
Exons: 7
Coding region: 145-924 (259 amino acids)
Molecular function (GO): calcium ion binding
Source: RefSeq, a predicted model, not a curated record
UCCAUCCCCCACCCGGGAGCCCAGCUCUUCCCGCAGCUCUCCGGCCGCUUUUACAAACAUCUGCAGUUUAAAACAAAAACCAAGCAGCGCCACGUCGCACAAACAGGAUGGGGGCGGUGAGGGCCGUGUGUGUGCUGUCCCCAAAUGCAUGAGAAAUACGGGAAAGGAGGGGCGCGGAGCCUUAGUAUUUUAGCAAUUCCCCCAGGCCCAGAGACGUCCUGGCUCCGGCCUCGGCUCCGGGGGGAAAGGGCCGGCGGCGGGAAGCGGGGAUGGGGCGCGCGCUCGGAGCCCCCCGGCCCCCCAGGGUCUUCCUCCUCGGGGACCCCGAGCAGCCCCCUCCCCCCUCCAGGCCAGGCUGCUCGCGGGGGCCGCAGCGGGCGGCGACUCGCGACCGAGGUUCGCGUCAGGCCGCUCCGGGGCGACGGGCUCCGCACCAAGAUGGCGGAGAGAGACGGGGAAGAGGCUACAGUAGCAGAAUUUCACAAAAAAAUCAAAGAAGCAUUUGAAGUGUUUGACCAUGACUCGAAUAAUACAGUGGAUGUGAGAGAGAUUGGAACAAUUAUGAGGUCAUUAGGAUGCUGUCCCAGUGAAGGGGAGCUGCAUGAUCUGAUUGCAGAGGUGGAGGAUGAAGAACCUACUGGAUACAUUCGAUAUGAAAAAUUUCUUCCACUGAUGACUGAAAUACUACUAGAAAGGAGAUUCAGACCAGUUCCAGAAGAUGUCCUCCUUCGAGCUUUUGAAGUUUUAGAUUCAGCUAAACGUGGGUUUCUUACUAAGGAAGAACUGAUCAAAUACAUGACUGAAGAAGGUGAGCCUUUUUCUCAAGAGGAAAUGGAAGAAAUGUUAUCCGCUGCAAUUGAUCCAGACACGAAUGCAAUUCAUUACAGGGACUACAUAACAAUGAUGGUGACAGAUGAAAGUUAAAUGUUCUCAUUUGUAAUUGGAAGGAUAAUUUAAAAAAUUGCUUGUCCUUACUAACUUCACAUUUUACCUUGUAAUUUCUAUAUCUGAUAUUUCACACCUUGUGAUGUAACUAUUUCAAGAUAUUUUGUUUUUUAAAGAUGAUCAUAACAAUUUAAGAUGUAAAAUUUUAGUAUGUCUAGACUUAUGGAAUGACAGAUUUGACAAGUUGCUAUUUAUUUAAAAACUAUUUUAAAAACCUUUUAACACAAAAACAGCUUGUAAUUUAUUUUCUGCAAUAAAACUCAUGUUACCUUCAAAUGGAUUAAACUGACAAAAUGAAGAAUGACUGUAAUGACCCCAGGUUUGGCAUAUAAAGGUCUGGAGGGAGGCAGAAUGACCACAGAUUGAAAAUGAGCAGCGAUAGGACAAAGGCUUCUUUUCAAAACAACAAACUCUUCAGCAAUUUGAAUGUGGAAGGAGAGUGACUGAAAUGCCUGUCAAUAAUUGAUUCCUUAAAAGCCAAUUACAAAUCUCAUCUGAGAUGAUAAUAACUGAGUGUAGACAUUUUAAUUUGCUGACCCAGCUCGUCCAAGUCCCCAUUUAUGCAACAGCUAAAGGAGCUGAGAUAACUGAAUGUAGAGAAAAGAAGACCGAACGGAAACUGACGUGGC